This is a messenger RNA of Cannabis sativa, 1710 nucleotides long. RefSeq lists its product as uncharacterized. Lineage: Eukaryota; Viridiplantae; Streptophyta; Magnoliopsida; Rosales; Cannabaceae. Gene Ontology annotation, molecular function: RNA-DNA hybrid ribonuclease activity; nucleic acid binding. The transcript has 9 exons. Bases 1 to 1710 code for a protein of 569 amino acids. The record is from RefSeq and is a predicted model, not a curated record.
AUGGUUGAUGCAGCAGUACUGAAUAAUACAAGUUCAGUUGGCUUAGGGGCUAUUAUCCUUUCAAAAGAUAGAAGGGUGAGGGCAGCAGUUUGCAAGCCUCUCAAAGGAAGUAUCUCUGUAAUACAAGCGGAGACCUUGACACUUUUGUUUGGACUUAAUUGGGCUCUUUCAUGCGGAAUCCAAAUUAGAGAGGUUUUUUCCGAUUCUUUGUCUCUAGUCACAGCUAUAAACAAAGGAAAGGUUUUUUUCAACGAGCUGGGUGUGCUAUUUGAGGAUGUCAUAGCUUUAUUGUCUAAACUCCCGAGAGCAGUUUUGUCCCAUGUGGCUCCGAAUGCAAAUUCUGCAGCACAUGAUGAACAUGGACAAGUUAAAAGAACAUGCUCAUCAUCAAAUCAAAAUAUGCAUCAUUCAACAACUUUUUCAUUAGAUGCUACAAGCACAAAUAAUGCUAUUACUGAUUUUGAUGAUGAAGACUCAAAUGAGGAAUUUCAGACCAUACAACUCAAUGAUAAAGAAGAGCACCGAACUAACGGACUUCAAAGAAUCACAGAUGUACAUCCAAGUUUUAUGCCUAUGACAUAUCCAUUGAAACACCUUUAUGGUGAAGAUGAAUAUAGGCUUCGCAUACCUUUUAGAGGUGAACUUGAGAACGAAUCUGAUACAAAAAAGUUGACAAUGAGACAAUACUAUUGCUUCAGGUUGCAGCAAAGACUAAAUGAGGGGCACACUCUUCUUCAAGCUGGUAGAUUAUUGCAACAAUAUAUAGUAGAUUGUGACAUGGCAAUUAAAGAAGAAAGGUUUAGAUGGAUACGAAAUAACCAAAGACAACUUAGAUCAGAACUUUACUCUGGUUUAAUGGAUGUUGUUCAUAGAGGUGAUUCAGAUUGUUCAAAAGUUGGAAAAGCAAUUAUUUUGCCUUCGUCACACUGUGGGGGACCCCGAUAUAGAAUACAAAAUUAUCAAGAUGCUAUGGCCAUUUCUAAAUGGGCAGGAUACCCAUAUUUAUUUCUUACUUUCACUUGCAACCCAAAGUGGCCAAAAAUGAAUGACAUGCUCAGUUUAAUUAGUCAAAAAGAUAAUGCUAAUAGAGUGGAUGUUAUAUGCAGAGUUUUUGAGAUAAAGUUAUUUCAACUAAUGGAAGAUUUGAAAAACCAACAACUAUUUGGAAAAAUAAUUGCAUCAAACCAUAUUGAUAAAAUAAGUGCAGAAAUUCCAGACAGAAACAUUGAUCCAGAUGGUUAUAAUGCAAUCAACAAAUUUAUGAUUCAUGGACCGUGUGGAAAGCUCAAUCCUCACUCCCCAUGUACUCAUGUCGAAAAGAAAGGUGUAUUCCUAGAUAAUCGAUAUGUAGUUCCUUACAAUAGGAAUUUGAUUGUAAAGUUUGAUGCACAUAUUAAUGUUGAAAUUUGCAAUUACUCAAGAUCAAUCAAAUACCUUUUCAAAAAGCCAGCAGUUGAAAGAUUGUUGUUUCAUUUACCAGGAGAGCAUACAGUGAUAUUUGAUGAAACUAAAUGUGUAAACGAUGUAUUUCGCCAACCUGGAAUAGAAAAAACAACGUUUACUGAAUGGUUAGAGACGAACAAAAUUCAUGAAGAUGCACGAGAGCUAACAUAUGUUGAUUUCCCUACAUGUUGGGGGUUAUUAGAUGAUGAUAAAGAAUGGACGGACUGCUUGACUGAAGCUGUAAUAUGGCAACUGGAGCAGAAUUAA